UUCCUUUACAUGACAUUCAAUUGACUGGCACAGAACUUGGAUGUGGAUCAUAUGGAUAUGUUAGAGUUGAAUAUUGGCGUGGCUGUCCUGUUGCUGUCAAAAUAUUGGAUGAUGGUUUGGUUGAUGUUCAACGCUACGCUCUACUUGUGGAACAAGAAGCAUCUAUAGGAUGGAAAAUACAUCAUCCAAACAUAAUUGAUGUUUGUGGUGUCACUUUGGAGUUAGAAGAGAAGAAGGCAUGGAUUGUCAUGGAAUUACAUAACGGCUCUAUGUCUGCUGUGAUUGAUGCAUGUCAAGGAGAUGUUGCACAUGACACAUGAUUCUUUGUGUGGACUCGAUUAUAUUCACUCUAUGCAACUUAGGGAGAUUCUUCAAGGUGAUAUCUGUCCAAGGAACAUCCUUGUUGCAGCAACGAUGAGAGCCAAACUGGGUGAUCUAGGAGCUAGUCGUUUUCAAGAUGCUUCACUUUCAGCUGGUCUGCUCAGUCCAGAAUACACACCUCCUGAGAGAUUUGAUGUUCCAACUUCACCAAAAAGCAACAAGACCGACAUGUACAGUGCGGGUGUGACCAUAUGUGAGCUCUUCACUGCUGUCGUUCCAGAUCGUCGCCGAAGGAUAGAUCGAGUCGUAAUGAUCCGUCAGAUAAAUGUUCGGGCUUUAUGUAAACACUUGGUGAGAAAUGAUCCUGCCACGCGACCAACAGCAGCAGAAGCCCGUCAUGUUAUUAGUGGUAUUCGUGAGACAGCCGAGUAUAGAACAUGUCCUCCUAAACGAAUGGUAAUGGGUAAGAUGGAUGAAAUAGCUAAUGUCACUCUCAUUUAGUCCAUUUGGUGAAGUUGACAAAACCUCUAUCUUUGUAUAUCUUUCCUAAUUGAACCAUUUACAAUUUAUUUACCUAGUAAUCGCAAUUUAGCAAGCACAGCUGCUUGGCAUUUCAUUUUUAUUGCUCAGACAACUGUGCAACUAACAUUUUACUAGUUUAGACUUUGGCAUUGUUAUCCUGUAUUUGUGGUCUAACUGUAUUAGUGCUUACACUUGUCAUGUGACAUCAUAGAGCUGUGGCUAUUCUUGCACGCUUUUGGUUGAUAUUAAAUACAAGUU
Messenger RNA from Corticium candelabrum, 1101 nucleotides. RefSeq lists its product as uncharacterized. Gene Ontology annotation, cellular component: nucleus; cytoplasm; cytosol. The transcript is spliced from 3 exons. The record is from RefSeq and is a predicted model, not a curated record. Gene Ontology annotation, biological process: negative regulation of cytoplasmic translational initiation in response to stress; regulation of translational initiation by eIF2 alpha phosphorylation. NCBI's taxonomy places the organism in Eukaryota, Metazoa, Porifera, Homoscleromorpha, Homosclerophorida, Plakinidae. The coding region runs from base 286 to 822 and encodes 178 amino acids. Gene Ontology annotation, molecular function: eukaryotic translation initiation factor 2alpha kinase activity; ATP binding.